CGGCUUCUUUUUGCAUGGGAUUCUCUUAACCUAACCAGUUCAUUCGACAUUUAUAUUCGACAGCUUAUUAGUUUGUUUAGCAGCCGGUGAUCAUGGAUUCUGCAAGUAGUGUUAUGAGGGAGAUAGAGGCGAACAAACCCGCCGGGAACGGCAUGGUGGUCGGAGGACUGAGUCCGUUGAGCGAGACAUUGUGGAGAGAGAAGGCUAACUCGGAGUUCGUGGGAGAUGUGUCGGCCAGGCUCACUUGGAAAGAUCUCACCGUCAUGGUGGCACUCAACAAUGGCGAGACACAUAAGCUGCUGGAAGGGCUUACUGGUUACGCUGAACCCGGCACUCUCACCGCUCUCAUGGGACCUUCCGGCUCCGGCAAAUCGACUCUUCUCGAUGCGCUCUCAAGUCGCUUGGCGUCUAACACUUUCCUCUCCGGAACCAUUCUUCUCAAUGGUCAUAAAACCAAGCUUUCCUUCGGGACUGCGGCCUAUGUGACUCAAGAUGACAACUUGAUCGGCACGCUGACAGUCUGGGAAAACAUUUCGUACUCCGCUCGACUCCGCCUCCCUAAUAAGAUGCCUUGGUCCGCAAAGCGAGCGCUUGUCGAAAGUACUAUCAUCGAGAUGGGACUCCAAGACUGCGCGGAUACCGUUAUCGGGAAUUGGCAUUUGCGUGGGAUCAGUGGAGGAGAAAAGAGGAGGGUCAGUAUAGCUCUUGAAAUCCUGAUGAGGCCUAGAUUGCUCUUUCUUGAUGAACCGACAAGUGGAUUAGACAGUGCCUCGGCUUUCUUCGUUACGCAGACGUUACGCGGGCUGUCAAGAGAUGGUCGAACUGUGGUAGCUUCGGUCCAUCAGCCGAGUAGUGAAGUUUUUGAGCUAUUUGAUCAGUUAUAUUUGCUCUCUGGGGGCAAAACUGUUUAUUUUGGUCAGGCAUCUGAAGCAUACGAGUUCUUCGCUCAAGCUGGAUUUCCAUGCCCUGCUUUGAGAAAUCCAUCUGAUCAUUUUCUUAGAUGUAUCAAUUCUGACUUUGAUAAGGUUAAGGCUACUCUGAAAGGAUCCAUGAAAUUACGGUUCGAGGCAAGCGAUGAUCCACUCGAGAAGAUAACCACAGCUGAAGCAAUCCGAACUCUUAUCGACUUCUACCGAACAUCUCAGCAAUGUUAUGCUGCAAAGGAAAAGGUUGAUGGGAUAUCCAAAGUUAAAGGAACCGUGCUAGAUUCCGGAGGCAGUCAAGCUAGUUUCUUGAUGCAGUCUUAUACUUUAACCAAGCGUUCAUUCGUUAACAUGUCGAGGGACUUCGGGUAUUAUUGGCUGAGACUGCUGAUAUAUGUUGUGGUCACUGUCUGCAUCGGAACCAUUUAUCUCGAUAUCGGAACCAGCUACAACUCGAUUCUGGCAAGGGGUUCAUGUGCGUCUUUUGUUUUCGGUUUUGUCACAUUCAUGUCGAUCGGCGGGUUCCCUUCCUUUGUAGAGGAUAUGAAGGUUUUCCAAAGGGAAAGAUUAAAUGGGCACUAUGGUGUGACUGCAUUUGUUAUUGGGAAUACUCUGUCAGCUAUGCCUUUCCUCAUUAUGAUCACCUUCAUCUCUGGGACUAUUUGUUACUUCAUGGUCCGCCUUCACCCGGGCUUCGAACAUUAUCUGUUCUUCGUAUUGUGCCUUUACGCGAGUGUUACAGUGGUGGAGAGCUUGAUGAUGGCCAUAGCCAGUAUCGUCCCGAACUUUCUCAUGGGGAUCAUCAUAGGAGCAGGGAUACAGGGAAUAUUCAUGCUUGUUUCGGGGUUCUUCAGGCUCCCAAAUGACAUCCCAAAAAUCAUCUGGCGUUAUCCAAUGUCCUACAUCAGCUUCCACUUCUGGGCUCUACAGGGACAAUACCAAAAUGAUCUGAAGGGCUUGCUGUUCGAGAAUCAAUCACCGAUUCUCCCCAAGAUCCCGGGCGAAUACAUCCUUGAAAACAUAUUCCAAAUUGAUGUGACACGGUCCAAGUGGAUCGAUCUGAGUGUGAUAUUCAGCAUGAUCAUCAUUUACCGUAUCAUUUUCUUCUUGAUGAUAAAGAUCAGUGAAGAUGUUACCCCUUGGAUCAGAGGGUUGAUAGCCAGGAGAAGGAUGCUACAGAAGAACGGAACUCAAAAUAUGACGGUCGCGCCCGACGGUCUCACGCACUCACCUUCGUUGAGAACUUACGUAGCAAACAGAGCAAAUGCAAGGGAUAAAAGGUAAGACUUGGGGCUGUCCAUCAUCACCUUCCACUCUUGAGAAACAGUCUGUACGCUUUACUUGUUCUAUACAAUACAUACUAUAUUUA
Hibiscus syriacus is the source of this 2292-nucleotide messenger RNA. RefSeq names its product ABC transporter G family member 11-like. The coding region runs from base 93 to 2207 and encodes 704 amino acids. Gene Ontology annotation, cellular component: membrane. Gene Ontology annotation, molecular function: ABC-type transporter activity; ATP binding; ATP hydrolysis activity. The record is from RefSeq and is a predicted model, not a curated record. The transcript is spliced from 10 exons. NCBI's taxonomy places the organism in Eukaryota, Viridiplantae, Streptophyta, Magnoliopsida, Malvales, Malvaceae.